GGUAUAGUGACGGUGUUCUGCAGUCGUCUGGGUUGGCACAACAUGGAACUCUUGCUGUCGCAGUUUCAGAGCCGCUUGACAUUUGGCGUGCAGCGCGAGCUCUGCGAUCUGGUCCGCCUGGACCUGCUUAACGCUCAGCGGGCCCGAGCGCUCUACAAUGCCGGUUUCAUUACCAUCAGCGAACUCGCCAGAGGGAACGUCACUGACGUGGAGGCGGCACUGAAGAACGCAGUGCCCUUUAAAAGUGUCCGCCGAGCCGUGGAUGAAGAUGAGGACGCGGCUCAGGAGCGCCGGGCAGCUCGGUGCAUCUGGAUAUCCGGGAAGAAGGGGCUGACCGAGAGGGAAGCGGCCGAGCUGAUUGUGGAGGUGGCCCGGAAACUGUUGAGGGAAGACCUGGCAGGGAUGGGGAUACGGUGGGAUCCCGACGGAAGCUUCGAUUCCUCGCUCACCCCUUCUGGAUCGUCUCCGGGCAACAGCGUCCAUUCUCCCUCCGGGCAAGACAAGAGGUCAGAAAAGGCCUCGACGUCAGCCGGGAAUCCACCGGAAAGUGAUCCACGCGCGGGGAAAAGUGAACACACCGCAGAUCCUGAGAGUUUCAAGACGACCACAUUGACCAGCACUAUGGGACCAGGACAUGUACAAAACUCGGCGCAGGAGGCAACCUUACCUACCAAGAAGGAGGUACUCGUGCACCAGAAUGAUGGCUUGUCCACUGAACCCCCAAUAACCAGAGCAAACGUUGCAUUGGACACCAAUAAAGAGAAUAUUCCAGAACCUUUGUCACAUGCUUCCAAUGAAACACAACCUAAGAGAACAUUAACGAGUCCACCGAUGACCGAUCUUUUCAAGAACAUUCGGGAGAAGGUGGACAAUAAACCAAGAGGAGAAUCUUCAGUUAGCAUUGACCCGGACUCUGAUGUUCUGCGAUAUGACCCGGUGAUGAAAGGGACGGCUGGAGAGCAAAAUAAGAAAUUGCCCCUUUGUGAAAUAAAAGAUCCCUCACGGUAUAUACAAGGAGAACGUCCUGACGUAGAAGGUACAGGAGCUGCCAAUGCAUCACCACCAGCUCCCUCUGAGCCUUCCGACACGCUCCAGAAACCUCAAUCUGUUCUUGGAUCCAUUCCCCUCAAACAAGAGGGGACGGAGGCCCCUUGUAGACCAACAGAGCCGACUUCUGAGACCUCGGAAACAAAAACCGUCCCGCGUUUCCUUGGAAACGUCCGCUCUCCAGAUAUCUGCGCGGCAUCGAGGACUUUUGAGGACAGCUUUCAGUUGGACACUCAGACUGAGAAGUUGAUGCAGCAGCAGGCGGCGCCGGAGACGGAGCGGCGAGACGGAGAUUCAAAGCCGGAAGCUGAGCUGUCGCAAGAGAUCUCCGGCACGCAGAGCCUGGCCGCCGUUGAGGUUGUUAGAGAGAGGGCACAUGUUGAUGCUGGAGAUCCAAGAGGAGAACAAAUGAGCCAUUCAAGUCUGGUGACCGUGAAUGGUGUUCAGGAAGGUUUAAAUGGCUCAGGUGAGCCCAGAGAGGUCUCUGGAGGACCGGAAAGGGAGGCACCGUUGAAGAACUUUGAGACGUACUCAUGGUUGAAGGGUAAUGAUGUUUCCCUCACAGACACGCAGCUCCAGAGCUUCUUUCAGACUUUACAUACCCAACCUACAAAAGAGAGAAGUCCACCACAGAACCUUGACCGGGUCUCAUCUGAGAUACAGAACUAUGUCGCUCCGGAAGAAGAAGAUGGUUCACAUUGUAAUAAAGUUGCAGAAACGAGUCUGAACAUGAGCGACAGUUUUCUGUUUGACAGCUUCAAUGAGGAUCUGGGUAUUGUCCCUAAAUUAGAGGAACCUGCCAUAAACCCAGCAAGUGGAGGUGACAAAGAGCCAGAGGCUACGGUUCAGCUCGGUCUACCUGCUGAAGACAUGACGGAAGAGCAGGAGCAACCCAUGGAGUGUGGACAAGCAUCACUUUCGUUCUCUCAGCUUGAUUCAUUCCAGAUGGUGGAGGUUCUAGAUCACGCAGAGCUACCUCAAGUCUCGCAGACUAAAAUUCCCCAAUGGCCAGACCCAGAAGCAUGUGAGAUCAUGAAUCUUGAAAAGAGUCUUGAAAGACAGGAGAGGAUGGCCACAGUAAGAGAUCAUGAGUGGUCUGAUCUCUCCUUCAGCUUGACACAAGGGAUGCAAGAGCUUCUGGAUCAGUGCCCAAGUCCUGCAGGCAAUCGCAAGUCCCAAGACCCGCACAUGACUCAACCACAACAGAUCCUUGUGGAUCCUUGUGUAAAAGAGAUCUACCCAAAAGCCCUCAGCCAGGAACCACCUUUAUGUUUAGGACCUGAAUCUCCAUCUAUGGACCAUCAUUUUCUUGCUGCUGGUACUUGUAAGUCAACCCAUAAUGUUGCAUCAGAAAAACCCAAGUCCAGACCGGAGAGCCGAAAUGACCUCAUUCCUCCAACGCCGCCCAGCGUGCCCACCUCAGGAAUGAUGAUGGGAAUGUCUUGUGUGAAAUCUGGAAAGAGAGAUGAGUUUGCUGAGGGCCUGAUCUUCCCAUCUCUUGAUGUAGACGAGGAGAUGUUGUUGGGGUCACAGAGUGAACUCGAGGAAUAUAUGGAGGUUGGCGAGGAUGAGCCUGUUCUGGAUGAAGGUUUCUCUCUGCAGUUAUCCCAGGACUCUGCCCCCCUCCCGCCGUCCAGCUCAGAGGAAUUCGGCAUCAUCGACGUGGCCAGCGACCAGAAUCUCUUUCAGACUUUUCUGAGGGAGUGGCGGAACCAGAAGACCUUCUCUUUGUCUGUGGCCUGCGAGAAGAGGACGCAACCAGCAUCUUCCCGGUCCUGCAUUGGAGGCAGGUUUAAACCAGCUCGGUCGCCGAGGCACAUACAAGCCAAGGAAGACGGCCUACCCAUCCAGGGCUGGGAUGACGUCCUGCUGGUCGGCGUGGCUGUGUGCUGGGGAGGGAAGGAUGCUUAUUACCUGUCCUUACAGCGAGAGCAGGAUCAGUCAGACAUUAGCGCCAGCCUGGCCCCUCCUCCGCUGGAUCAGAACCUCUCGGUGAAGGACCGGCUCUGGCACCUCCAGUCCACAUUGCAGCUGAAGGAAGCUCAGAGGGCCAUCAUGGUGUACAACUUCAUUGAGCAGUACAAGGCCCUCGUCCUGGGCUGCCAGGCCUCCAUCACAGGACACUUCCAGGACCCAAAGGUGGCCUGCUGGUUGCUGGAUCCCGGCUCCAAGGAACGGACCAUCCACAACAUGGUGGCAAACUUCCUGCCGCAUGAGCUCCCCCUGCUGGACGGAGUGGGGACGGGCCAAGGAGUUCAGAGCCUGGGGCUCUGUGCUGAUGGUGACCAGUCGGGGCGUUACAGGGCGGCCAUAGAAGCGGUUCUCGUCUUCAGCAUCAUGACCAAGCUGAACGGGCUGCUAGAAAGAGAGAAGCUGCAAGAUGUAUUCUGCAAAGUGGAGAUGCCCACUCACUACUGCCUGGCGCUCCUGGAGCUGAAUGGCAUCGGAUUCAGUAUGGAGGAAUGUGAGACACAGAAACACGUCAUGCAGGCCAAGCUGAACGAGACCGAGGCCCAGGCCUACCAACUGGCCGGGCACACCUUCUCACUGACCAGCCCGGACGACGUUGCUCAGGUCUUGUUCAUCGAGCUUAAACUUCCUCCCAACGGAGACGUGAAAGGUCAGGGGAACAAGAAGACUCUGGGAUACACCAGGAGGGCGGCCAUCAAUGGGAACCGGAUCCGACUCGGCAAGCAGUACAGCACCACCAAGGACGUCCUGGAGAAGCUGAGGCCUCUUCACCCUCUUCCCGGCCUCAUCCUGGAGUGGAAGAGAAUCACCAACGCCAUGACCAAAGUGGUCUUCCCGCUACAGAGAGAGAAAAGCUACAGCCAGACGCUGGGCAUGGAGCGGAUCUACCCCGUCUCCCAGACGCACACCGCCACAGGUCGCGUGAGUUUCACCGAGCCAAAUAUCCAGAAUGUACCGAAAGACUUUGAAAUUGAAAUGCCUCGGCUGGUUGAGGAGAGCCCUCCGUCACAGGGCCCGGGGCCCUCCACCCUGUCGAAGCGCCGGGGUAAGAAGAAGUUGGUGUUGCCGGAGCUACGGGUGGGUGAGAUCCCGGAGGAGAAGCGGGUGUCAUUCUUCGUCAGCAUGCGGCACGCCUUCGUCCCAUUCUCAGGCGCUCUGGUCCUGGCGGCGGAUUACUCCCAGCUGGAGCUGAGGAUUCUCGCCCACUUGUCUCGGGAUCGGCGGCUCAUCCAGGUGCUGAACAGCGGAGCGGACGUCUUCCGGAGCAUCGCCGCCGAAUGGAAGAUGGUCGACCCCGAAGCAGUCACUGACAACAUGAGACAGCACGCCAAGCAGAUUUGUUAUGGAAUCAUCUACGGAAUGGGAGCGAAAUCCCUGGGGGAGCAGAUGGGGAUCGAGGAAAAUGACGCCGCCUCGUACAUUGAAUCCUUCAAGGCCAGAUACAGCGGGAUUCAGAGGUUCCUGAGGGAGACGGUGAAGAGCUGCACCAGCCGAGGCUUCGUACAGACCAUCAUGGGACGCCGCAGAUACCUGCCUGCCAUCAAAGACUCGAAUCACCACGCCAGGGCUCAUGCGGAGCGGCAGGCGGUGAACACGACGGUCCAGGGAUCGGCCGCCGACAUUGUGAAAACCGCCACCGUGAGCAUCCAGAGACGCCUGGAAGCCGCUUUUCCUUCUGUACCCAAAUCGCACGGACACCGCGUGCCACCGCGGAACGCAGGACGAUCAGAGAGGAGAGGCCAUUCCUCGCCUCCAUCCCGCGGAGCGUUCUUCAUCCUGCAGCUUCACGACGAGCUGCUUUACGAAGUGGCGGAGAAUGACGUCAUCCAGGUGGCGCAGAUCAUUAAGAGUGAGAUGGAGAACGCGGUGAAGUUAUCGGUCACUCUGAAGGUGAAGGUGAAGUUUGGCCCCAGCUGGGGGGAUCUGCAGGACUUCGACCUCUAGGAGGCGCUCUUCCCCCGAUCACGCCUGCUACCAUGA
This is a messenger RNA of Nanorana parkeri, 4998 nucleotides long. Its product is annotated as DNA polymerase theta-like. The record is from RefSeq and is a predicted model, not a curated record. Gene Ontology annotation, molecular function: DNA-directed DNA polymerase activity; DNA binding. The annotation marks the transcript as partial. NCBI's taxonomy places the organism in Eukaryota, Metazoa, Chordata, Amphibia, Anura, Dicroglossidae. The transcript is spliced from 16 exons. Gene Ontology annotation, biological process: DNA-templated DNA replication; double-strand break repair via alternative nonhomologous end joining.